ACUGAGCAAGUGCACAAAUCACCAAAGCACUGCUAAUCUAGAAUUAAAGCACAUGACAGAUGCAAUUCUGAACUAAAUGAUUCAGAGUGUGACAUUAGCAUGAUCUCUCAGCGGCCACAGAUUUGAUUUCUACACAGUUCAGUUCAGGAGGAUUUUUCAGGCACUUUUGAACACAUUUGGAGCAAUGCAAGGAUUAGAAACACACUUCGCCUGCAGCAGUGAGUGAGGAAGCGUUCGAGAGCAGCAUGACGAACGAGACGGAGACCGCAAGAGUGGCCUGCGCUCCGGAGAUCAGGAGAGAAUAUGAGCUGGGACCGGCUGUUACCUGCUCGCUCUGCCUCGCUCUGGGGCUCAUUUACUGUUUCUGCGGUUACCGCUGUUUUAAGACGGUGCUGUUUGUGUCGGGCCUGGCGUGGGGCGCUGCUGUGGGACAGCUGCUGUGUGUGCAGGAGCGUCUGCUGGACGGCUGGACGCGGGCGAGCGUCUCUCUGGGCGUGGGUCUGCUGGCGGCGCUCGUGGCGGUGCUGGUGCGGAGCGUUGGGCUCUUCCUCACUGGCCUCCAACUGGGAGCGCUGCUCUCCGGCGCCGCCCUGCUGCUGCUGGGACAGUAUUACCCCGUGCUCAGCCCGCCGUGGGCCCCUGUCGGCGCGGUCGUAGGAGCCAGUGUCUUCUGUGCCGUCAUCACUCUGUGCUGGAGGAAGGCCAUGAUGGUAGCUGCUACGGCUUCGGUCGGGGCCGCGGGGGCCACGGUGUGUGUGGGUUACUGGGUGGAGACGCCUGUGCUGGUGCUGCGGGCGUUUGAGGGUCUGAAGACACAACAGGGCUUGUGCUGGUACAGCUGGCCGGUGAUUGGGAUUUGGCCUGUACUCACAGCACUGGGGAUGCUGGUCCAGUGCAGAAUCACAGCGCAUUCUGACGAGUGUGUGACGGGUGAACAGAAGCAGCUGGAUCUGACGAGGAUCAGACAGACGCGUGGCCGCAGACCGCCGGCCCUCCAGCGCUACACGGGAGACGUGCUGGCCCCGAGUUAUCUGGCGAGUCUGCGAGAGCGGCAGACACACACGGGCUCCUCGCUGUGGAGCUUGAGCUCCGUUCAUCACAUCAUGAUCGACUUUGAUUCUGAGACGGGAUCGCUGGUGCCUCUCACUACUUCAGCGUCGGCUCUUCUCAGACUGUAAAGCAAUCGCACGUGAUCUCGGAGGACGCAUCUACUCCGCUGAUCUGAGUCUGCAGUUCACCUCAGCUGCACGCAAACACACUUACUUUACAAAUAGCUUCAGUCUUAUUCACAAGACACUGAUUAUAUUGAGAUGUUUAUUAAAGCUUGUCUCCGAGCGUGGUACGGCUGUAUGUGGACACCGGGCUUCUGCAGGUCUGAGAGAGGGUUCAAAGAGUCUUCAUUCACUCUUCCACAAAUGAAGGCCUAAAAAGCUCUUAAAUCAGAGCAGAAAGUCUUAGAUUCAUAAAGUCGUGGCAUGCUGUGCUAAAAAUGAAUGUCUUCCUCAGUAUUUCUGUCUUGUUCUUCAGUCAAAUAUCUAAACAUCCUUAAAUCAAGAGAACCUGUUUCACUUUGAAUUAAGUGGAUUUUUCCGACUCUGUUGGCAGAUAUCUCUUGUCGCUUUGACCAUUUGACUUCUGUUCAAUUUAUUCUCUUCACUUCAAAACUUUUCACUAAAUGUAUCUCCAUAAAACCUGCAGAAACCCUGUUAUAUAUCAAAUUUCACAAAUGAAAAUAACUUGCUGAAUUUUGAUCAGUGAGUAUUUUGUUGAUUUGUGUGAUUCAUGUUCUGCUGGUGGUCAGUAAGUUUCAUUGAGUCGGGCUUUCAGUCCUGCUCCUGGGGGCCCACGGCUCUGUCUCCUUUAUUUAACGCCUGAUUGAGACCAUCAGCUGGUUAGGAGAGGUCCAUGUGUGUCAGAGACAUCUGAUUGACUUUAUCAGGACGCUCUGUAGAUGACAGACAGCGGAUUAGCCCAGCAUGAGUUUGAAAAGUAGUUUUACAGCAAAAAAAGAUUAGACACAAUCCAGGCAUCCAUGGAAAAAAUAAAAGUUUCUGGAAAUGAUUCAUGAAAAUGCAUUGGCACACGUCUGAAGGUUGGAUUUGAUGAAGUACAGCACGAGUGUGUGUCAGUGUGCUGGAACUUCCUGAUGUUCCCUACUGAGGGCACUAAAACAGGCUUGCGCUAUUCACUCUGAACUGUUGGUGUUUCAGCAUCAUUUUACAUUUAAAGCGUCUUUGCUGUCAUUUGAAAUGAUUAUUUCUGUAAUGACAAACAGGUGUUUUUAUUCUGUGCUCUGUUUUCCUCUAAACUUCACAGCAUAUUUUCAUUGUACAAAAAUGAAUUCCGCGUAAUGAACUAAUGCAUUAUUCUCUAUUAGCGUUCGUGCAGAAUGAAAGACUUCCUUUAAAUGUGUUAUUAGAUGCGUUUAUCUCUGCAUCUCUGAAAAUGAUCUUAUUUCCUCCAGUUAAUACAUUUACUAGCCAUCCACUGUCGUGUAAAGACACUAUAACUUACAACUGUGACUUUCGUUUCAAUUCUUUUUAUUAAUACUCAUUUGAAUAAUAAAAAAUGAAUCAAAAGUGAUUAAAAGCUUAUGUGCGUCUAAUACAUCAGUUACUAGAGUCAUGCAUAAGUAUAUAUACAUGUACAGUAUAUAUGUGCUCAUGUAUACAUCAGAGAUGACUAAUAAACUGCUGACAAUGA
This is a messenger RNA of Sinocyclocheilus grahami, 2703 nucleotides long. RefSeq names its product transmembrane protein 198-like. Bases 246 to 1178 code for a protein of 310 amino acids. The record is from RefSeq and is a predicted model, not a curated record. NCBI's taxonomy places the organism in Eukaryota, Metazoa, Chordata, Actinopteri, Cypriniformes, Cyprinidae. Gene Ontology annotation, cellular component: plasma membrane. The transcript has 5 exons.